AUGAAGCUCUUGUUGGCGUCUGAGGCUACCAUGAGAUCUGGUGAAGGUGAAGAAAGACCGAUAAGGAAGAAGAAAAAGAAGUCAGAAGGAAGGAAAUUGCCAUCGUCAGUUGGUCACCAGUCGGAGCACCCAUCGGAGUCUAUAACAGAGAUUCGAAAGAGAAAGGAGGGUGCUAGGUCUCGCCUCCGAAAUACCCUUUCACAGAGGGACAGGGUUAUAUUGCCGGAAAUACCCUUUCCCAAUUACUUCACAUUGCACUGGAAGUGCUCGCCUGUAGAGUGUGCCCUGUUGUUGAAGAAGAAGAAGAAGAAUAAAGAAGGACAAGGGAUGUUGACUUCAUCUGUCGGGUUAAAUACUUGCAAUCGACUUCAAAUGAACCAUGGAUUCAUUUGUUAA
Molecule: messenger RNA, 396 nt
Organism: Lactuca virosa
Lineage: Eukaryota; Viridiplantae; Streptophyta; Magnoliopsida; Asterales; Asteraceae
Source: the annotation of a GenBank genome assembly